Molecule: messenger RNA, 972 nt
Organism: Mytilus trossulus (common blue mussel)
Lineage: Eukaryota; Metazoa; Mollusca; Bivalvia; Mytilida; Mytilidae
Exons: 3
Coding region: 76-897 (273 amino acids)
Source: RefSeq, a predicted model, not a curated record
CAUGAUCAUUUGAAAGGUUGUUACUAAAAAUAGACGUUAGAGGAUUCUUGUUGUUGUUUACAUUCGCUCAAAGAUAUGGUCCGCUCAACUUCUUUAUGUCAUCGUAUACUGAACUGGGUAAACAAGUCAUGCUGCUGUAGGCGCUUAUGCAGUAAAAAAGAUAGGGAGGCCUCUUCAUCAAAAGAAGCAGCUUUAACAGGGGAGAUUGAAGAUUUACCGGUGUUUUCCUCUUACGACUAUCCACUAAAUGUAUAUCAGGAUGUUUUCCAUAUAGGAGUUGCAGAAUGCCAUCAAAAACUUGACAAACUCGGUGAAGACAAGAACUGGGACGAGCUCGUUUCUUUGGUUAACACUGGAAAUGUAGAUUUCUCUAGACUCCCUAUUAAAGAUGAUUCAAAUUCUUUACCCUCCUUGUAUACACCACUUCAUCAUGCGGCUGCUGGGAAUGCUCCAAAGUAUGUAUUUGAAGAUCUUUUGAAAAAAGGGGCAACUAAAUGCUUUAAAACAACAAAUGGAGAAACCGCAUACGACUUAGCAGUGGAAAAUUCCUUAGAGGAGGACAUAUUAAAACUUCUUGAGUUACCAGAAAAUGUAAAGAAUAAAUUAGAAUCUAUAGCUAUAAUGGAGAAAUCUCUGCAUGCAAUUAUAUUGGAAAGAGUGGAGAAACUAAUCCAAGAACAUGGAGUCCAACUCCCACAACUUGCCUUUUUAUAUGAAAAGGGUCCGUUUCAUUAUUCAGUUCCAAUGAUGUAUGGUGGAUUUAACGUGAAGAAAUAUAAUGAUGGCAUAAAAGUUCACAGUUUUUGUCGUGUAUGGGGUGGAAGUGAGCAAGACCAUAUAAUUGAAAGAAAUGGCAAAACUACUCUAAAAGCUACAGGCCAUGAUUGUGCUUACUAAAAAGUAGAAAGAGAGGUCGAUAAUAAAUCUUUAUAUACUGGUUUUAAAUUUUGUGAAAUAAAUGGAAUUCCUUUA